This is a messenger RNA of Molossus molossus (Pallas's mastiff bat), 1068 nucleotides long. RefSeq names its product MAF bZIP transcription factor A (gene MAFA). The record is from RefSeq and is a predicted model, not a curated record. Lineage: Eukaryota; Metazoa; Chordata; Mammalia; Chiroptera; Molossidae. Gene Ontology annotation, molecular function: DNA-binding transcription factor activity, RNA polymerase II-specific; RNA polymerase II cis-regulatory region sequence-specific DNA binding. The transcript has a single exon. Gene Ontology annotation, biological process: regulation of transcription by RNA polymerase II; retinal rod cell development. The coding region runs from base 1 to 1068 and encodes 355 amino acids. Gene Ontology annotation, cellular component: nucleus.
AUGGCCGCAGAGCUGGCGAUGGGCGCCGAGCUGCCCAGUAGCCCGCUGGCCAUCGAGUACGUCAACGACUUCGACCUGAUGAAGUUCGAGGUGAAGAAGGAGCCACCCGAGGCUGAGCGUUUCUGCCACCGCCUGCCGCCAGGCUCGCUGUCCUCGACGCCGCUCAGCACACCCUGCUCCUCCGUGCCCUCCUCGCCCAGCUUCUGCGCACCCAGCCCGGGCACCGGCGGCGGCGGCGGCUCAGGGGGCGGCGGCAGCGCGCCGCAGGCCGGGGGCGCCCCGGGGCCGGCCAGCGGGGGCCCCGGCGCCGUCGGAGGCGCCUCGGGGAAACCGGCGCUGGAGGAUCUGUACUGGAUGAGCGGCUACCAGCACCACCUGAACCCCGAGGCGCUCAACCUGACGCCCGAGGACGCAGUGGAGGCUCUCAUCGGCAGCGGCCACCACGCCGGGCACCACAGUGCACACCACCCGGCGGCCGCCGCGGCCUACGAGGCCUUCCGGGGCCAGGGCUUCGCAGGCGGCGGCGGCGGCGCGGACGACGUGGGCGCUGGCCACCACCACGGCGCACACCACGCCACCCACCACCACCACGCUGCCCACCACCAUCACCACCACCACCAUCACGGCGGCGCGGGCCACGUUGGCGGCGGCGGUGCGGGCCACCACGUGCGCCUGGAGGAGCGCUUCUCCGACGACCAGCUGGUGUCCAUGUCGGUGCGCGAGCUGAACCGGCAGCUCCGCGGCUUCAGCAAGGAGGAGGUCAUCCGGCUGAAACAGAAGCGACGUACGCUCAAGAACCGCGGCUACGCGCAGUCGUGCCGCUUCAAGCGAGUGCAGCAGCGGCACAUUCUGGAGAGCGAGAAGUGCCAGCUCCAGAGCCAGGUGGAGCAGCUGAAGCUGGAGGUGGGGCGCCUGGCCAAGGAGCGGGACCUGUACAAGGAGAAAUACGAGAAGCUGGCGGGCCGCGGUGGCUCCGGGGGCGCGGGCGGGCCCGGCUUCCCGCGGGAGUCCUCGCCGCCGCAGGCCGGCCCCGGCGCAGCCAAGGGCGCGCCCGACUUCUUCCUGUGA